CUGGUCACAUGAUAGUGUGGCCGCCAUGGUAGUUGGCAGAGUGUUGAGUUAAAGGCUUCGUCCUUGUUUGUUUUUUUCUCUCCUUGUCAUGAAGAACCGAUUGUCUUCUGAUCACAGCAAACAGUCAUGACUCAGAUUGAUACUUUAAGUGCACAGGUUGCCAGCAGCCGUGUGCUGUCACCUGAUGCUAAAGUAUUCAUUCCACAGCAGUGUAAAAGUGCAACGGCUGCUGUUCUUGUUCCAAAGGAUACUUCUAUUGUAGCUCAAUCUUUUGAGACAAUCCCUGAUGGAAGUUCAAAACAUCCCAAUAGAAUGGCUGGUAGUUUCACUGCACUUGGAAUGCAUACUGGUGCAUCUCCUAUGCUGACAAAUGGUGAUGUUGGCAACUGGCAUGUAGCCAACCAAAUGACAGACAACAAGGGUUAUUUUGUGAAAGGCAACCGAAAUGGCAAGAUGAACAAAUCUCCUCGUCCUCUACAAAAACAAAUGGAUGAAUAUAUGUACAUGCCAGCUGGUGUAUCCAUCACAACUCCUCAACCAACUCCGAUAUUGUACAACAGAGUUAAUUACUCACCCACAGCCAGUUCUAGUUAUGUGUAUAUAUCAUACCCACCAAAUGCCAAUUCUGCUUACAAUUUUGCCCUUGGUCCUCCUCCACCACCACCACCGCCUCCUCUGCCGCCUGCACAACUCAGCCAGUCAGCAACAGUCCAUGGCCCUUUGCCCCAGCCAAGGAACCAGGCAUCAGUGCCAGCUCUACACAACAAUCCUUAUGGUAUGGAAGCAGCUCUGAUGUCUUCCAACUACCCGAAAAAUUCACCUGUCAAAGUUUACACCCCAAACUUGCAGAAUUAUGAGGAAUGGCCUGAAAUGAAAUCAACCAAAAAUGCCCAAUCUUCAAAGAAAGUGAAUAAUGGAACUCAGAAAGAAAAGACUAAAUUGAAUUCUAAGGGACAUUUUAAAAAUGAAGCUUCUCAAAAGUCUGUAAAACUAACUGAAAUCGCAGUACAAACGGAUUUUUCUCCUGAGUUGGAAAACUUGACACUUUCUGAAAAACCCAGCUCUUUGUUUUCUUUUAAUAAGACCCGAAUUCGUAGUCAUUCAAACCAAUGGAUCAGUAACUUGACUGACUCCGAAGAGAAGGACUCCGACAGCGGCUAUAGUAGUCCACUACAUCGGCGCAAUGUUGUGUCAAAUGGUACACAUGUUGCUCCGGAAAGACUUGCACCCAACACUAAACAACCACCACCUCCUCCUAUUGCAACUACUCCUACUACUACCACCACUACUCCUCCUCCUCCUAGCGUGGCUAGUACGACCACAACACAGCCUACCAGUUUCAGUUAUGCUGCCAUUGCACAGAGACCAGCAAAAUCAACAUUAAGGAAUGAUUACCCAGUAGGUGGCGCUGUGGCAAUACCGUCAGUGGAAUGUUCGACAAGUGAUAAUAAAAACCUGGAACCUAAAUCCGUUGAAGAAGCUGGGAAGAAAAGACAAAAACAGAAUCGUCGCAAGAAGAAGAAAGAUCGAGAUGUUAGCAAAGGGAGCAACUUUUCAAGCCCAGGUCAGACCCCAAGAUCAGGUUUAUCAAACUCUGUCUCAAUGGAUGAUAUGAUGAUACAAGAUGAAGAUUUCUGUGAAUUACCUUCUAAUAAGGAACCUGUUGCCUCCUCUGCUCCAAGAAUGAAAUACUGUGAUAUCUUGAAAAAUAGUACUGUGAUAUAUGAAUCCACAUUAACUGAUGGGAAUGCAGAUGCUGCAAACAAAAAAGACGGUCAUUUGACCCGGCGCUGGCAGAAGAGACAAGAAUUAGCUAACCGUGCCGCAGAGGAAGAACUUGCCGAAAUCUCACUGGAACAACAGAUGUUGAUACAACGCAAUAUUCCCAAGAAGAAGUCUGCUUCUGGCACCCCUCGAUCCGUGACACCCACCUCGACAUCCAAAGCAGGCAAAACUGUGGGUGGCAUCAGUAAUACUGGGAGGCUGUCUGUGGCACCCAAUGACGUUAUUCAUCAUGCUGUGGCACCUGGCAAGAAAUCUAAACAACCAAUCUCGUUAGAUAUUAGUGCUAUGAUUGAUGCUCUUGAAAAACGAUUUAAAGAACCUCAGCAAAAGAAGGAAGUUUUCAAAGAGAAAUCUGUAAAUAAACCAAUUGUUGGAAACAUCCUUGACAGUUCAGCUCCUGCAAAACGAGGCAAGGAAAGGGAGAUUACGAAAGCCAAGAAACCAAGUCCCUUGAAGAAGGUAAUUCUUAAAGAGCGUGAAGAAAAAAAACGACUCCGUUUGUUGGAGGUUGAUCCAACUGUCAGUGCUUUGGACAAUGAUCUGGCUUCCCCAAGUGUUCCUGUUGGCCUUGGUGUGGUAAAUGCUGAAAGUGAUUUGUCUCAAGAUGCUGCCAGUAUGAAAGGUGAUCCUGGAGGAGCCACGACGCCAGCCAGUGCAGAUCUGUCACCUGUCAGCCAAACGUCUCCCAUAAGCAUCAGUCCUCUAAGUUCAGGGGUCAAUAGUCCUAUUGCUGGAGCCACAGAAAAAGAUGUCAAUCCAGCCGUUCUUAAGAUCCAUAGCAGGAGAUUUCGUGAAUACUGUAACCAAAUCCUUGACAAGGACAUAGAUGCUUGCUGUACCAUGUUGCUGCGGGAUCUAGUUUCAUUCCAAGAUAGACUUUACCAUAAAGAUCCAAUAAAGGCUAAAAUGCGACGCCGUAUUGUUCUGGGCCUAAGAGAAGUUACUAAACACCUUAAGCUUAAGAAACUGAAAUGUGUUAUUAUUUCACCAAAUCUUGAGAAAAUUCAAUCUAAAGGUGGCCUUGAUGAUGCACUGAAUAACAUCUUGAAUCUUUGUACUGACCAGAAUGUACCUUUUGUUUUUGCUCUGGGCCGUCGUGCUUUAGGACGAGCCUGUGCCAAAUUAGUACCUGUCAGUGUUGUUGGAAUAUUCAAUUAUGAAGGCUCUGAGGAGAAUUUCAGAAAAUUGAUGGAAUUAACAGAGAAGGCUCGUCAGUCAUACGUGGAAAUGGUUGCCAUGAUUGAAAAAGACAUUCAGGAAAAUGUACCCCAAAUAUACUCGAAUCCAACCCAAAUCUUUGCUCACAUGGGCCAUUCCCGAACUCCGUCAGGUUGCAGUGGGAUUUCGUUUGCCAGCAGUAUUCUCUCUGAACCCAUCUCAGAAAAUUACCCACAGCUGGAACCUGAGACGGACAGCCGCGGAAACGAGAUUGCCAAGAAAGAGAAAGAUUCUGAAAUGAAAAUCUCUCCACUUUGUUUUCACCAAAUAACUGCGUCUUCUGCAAUGGCCGAAAUCGAUGAUGGUAAUGAAGCCGACACAGAAGAUUCAAAUGAUACGGCAUGUGCUCGCAUUGGGAAUGGUAAUCUGGAAUCGUUGUCAUCUGGUUUUGAGCAGUGCGACAGUGAAAACGAUGACGAUGGUUUAAGUAAUAAUUUUAUGUUACACGAAGCCCUGAACGUGUUGCCACACAUUGAUUCCAUUCAUUCUGUUGGCUACGAACUGAACACAGAGAUUCUCUCUCAACACUCUGUACGCACGGUCGGCGACACCAGCGAGGUGUUAUCAACCCAUUCUUCAAAGACCAUUGGGGAAGGAAGCUCCACUAUUGUGACGGAGACUUACUCUGAACAGGGACAUCUCGACAAGACGACCAGCUGUGCUGACAGCUCCAUCAAUUUGACUCGAGUGAAAGCUGUAGAAAAAGACAAACUGAUUCAGGAUUGGGUGAAGGCAUCUCAGUGCUGUUUGGAAGAAGGCGGAAGCAGCGAUCAGGAAACAGCGAAAGAGGACAGCUGUGAGAGCAGUGGAAGUUCAAAAGAUUCCACAGUCUUGCCAACUCUUUCUUCGUCACCGUCGGCAACGUUAUUAAAGAUAAGCAGUAAUUUAUCACUUGAAACCGUGGCAUCAGUAAGCAGUACGGCAACCACGACAACAACAGUAACCAGCAACACACCUCCAAAGACUGUCCCUAAUGAAACAAGUAGCACAGUCGUAACCCCAACAACCGCUGCAACUGUUGAGCUUUCUCUCUAACUUCUUGAUUAAUGAUCUGCUAAAUCUUGUCCUUUUUUUUCUUUCUUCUCUCUCUCAUAUUUUAUUUAUUUACCUUUACUCAUCAUUUCCCACCAAUCAGUUUAAGUAAAAAGCUUAUUCCAAAAUACAAACAAGUAUUCUUACGGAAACCAUUUAAAAGCUUUUUUUUUUUUGUUGUUGAUUUCACUUUUUUUUUUUUUUUCUCAAAAAUGAUAAAUUAUAUCAAGAAAUGUUCCUUCGUAGAAAAUGUUUUUAUAUUAAUUUUUUUUCUUUUUGCAUUGUUGUUACUAAACCAUUUUUCUAUGGAAAGUGUAUUAUAUAUUAGGGCAUCGGUUAUCAAAGGCCUACUCACCUGUACACUCACCCAAACUCUUUAGCAAUUUCAUCUUAUUUAAAACAAUAACAACAAAAACAGCAUCAUUAAUAAUAAUAAUAAUAAUAAUAAUAAUAAUAGCUGUCUGCAUAAUCAUACAAUAAGUCGAUUUUGUUUAUAAUUAAUUUACUUCUGUUAAUUUACUGAAUAGUUUGAAAUUAUAUUCUUUCAUUUACCGAAUUCCUUUCGUUAAGAAUAAUAAUGAGAUUUUAUUAUAUUUGGGGAUGGUCAUUUUCUUUCUUUCUUUCUUUUUUUUUUCGCCAAUUAAACCCAUGCACUGUCUAUUUGAUCUUCACUUUAGCUUUUUUAUCUGACAUUUUGUGACCCUUUCAAGGACUAUUUGUUCCUCAUAUUCCUCUCAGAGAGAGGAGUAUAGACAAAAGGGAAAGAAAAUCACAGAAGCAGUCACAAAAUGUGUGAAGAAAGAAUUCCAAUAAAAAAAAGCCAGAGUGAAGAUGAAAUAAAAAGUCCCUGGGUUGAAUUGGCAGAAAAGAAAGUGAUCGUCCCCAGGCAUAAGAAAACCUGUUUCAAAACACAAUUUCACAUCAAGAACAUUGCAAAACAAAUACAUAAACUUUAUAAUAAUAAUAAUACUAAUAUGGUUAUUAGCAUAAAUUCUCUAAAACAAAUUGUUGUAAAUGUAAGUAAUUAUUUUUCAUUUUAGUGCUUAAUUUUAUGAGGAAUUCAUU
Messenger RNA from Octopus sinensis (East Asian common octopus), 5100 nucleotides. Its product is annotated as selenocysteine insertion sequence-binding protein 2-like. Gene Ontology annotation, cellular component: ribonucleoprotein complex. The record is from RefSeq and is a predicted model, not a curated record. Gene Ontology annotation, biological process: selenocysteine incorporation. Bases 127 to 4038 code for a protein of 1303 amino acids. Gene Ontology annotation, molecular function: ribonucleoprotein complex binding; selenocysteine insertion sequence binding; mRNA 3'-UTR binding. The transcript is spliced from 17 exons. Lineage: Eukaryota; Metazoa; Mollusca; Cephalopoda; Octopoda; Octopodidae.